Molecule: messenger RNA, 1245 nt
Organism: Trypanosoma conorhini
Lineage: Eukaryota; Euglenozoa; Kinetoplastea; Trypanosomatida; Trypanosomatidae
Exons: 1
Coding region: 1-1245 (414 amino acids)
Source: RefSeq, a predicted model, not a curated record
AUGUUGAACUGCGAAGAGCGCGAUGUUUUUAUAGAAGCUUUGGUGCGGCGCAAGAUUCUACUGAACACGCUUCAAGCUGCUGUUCAGCACGGUGGUGCAUCCAAGAGAAAUAGUGGCAUGAAGUGCCAUGCUCCUUCAAUGGCAACAUGGGAGAAGGAAGUAGAAUGCGCACGCUGGUGUGAGACUCUUGCUUCCGAUCCCGCAAUGACUCCCGAGGAAAAGCAUAACGUGCUUGUGGCGAAACUGAGGUCUAUGGGACGUUUUGACGCGGAUUCCAUCACGGAUUUAGAAGCCUGGUCUCCGUUCUUUGCACUGGCUGCCUCUUUGGCCAUGCUUAGUUAUGGGCAGUUUUCCUCGGAACACCAGGUAGCCUUGGUGGAGUUGGCCAUGACGUAUACCGCAAAAGGAGCUUAUGCCAGAGCACGCAAAAUACUAAAAACAUUGCUACUGCGUGGGGAAAAGUUGGAUCAGAAAACAGCGCUAUUACACGGGGAAUUGCAACGCUUUUUGCUUCUAGUAGAAGCUAAGCACUUCACUCACAGCGACUCGAUAACUUCAACGCGACUUUUACCUCUUUGUUUUUCUGACCAUCAAAAAAACUGCACCGUGCAAUACAUGAAAUGUCUUCUGGAAGAGAGUGAACAACGUGAGCUUUCCCCUCUAGUUUUGCUUUACUGUUACCUCGGUGUAAUAGGCGCAGCCCUUGUACUCUGGCUAAAGCUUAAAGACAAAGGCCAGGAACUUCGGCUCAAGGAGGAUAUUAUUCGCAAAACAUCGCAGGCGACCUCGCAGAAUGAAUUACAGGCAUUGAAGGAAGAAGCCCACCGGAGAUUUGAACAGAAGCAUGCGAUUAAUCUCAAAAAGGAAACAACAAGGCAGUUUAUAGACUCAAUCCUGCAUCGGUGCGAGAAAUUUCUUCAAGCUAACAGGUGUGCUGAUUAUGCCGCGGUGUGGACCUUUUCCUUUGCAAAGCUAAGAUGGGAAAGGGAGCAUGGAGGGCCGUCAUUACUGCGUUUUGCCGAAAGAUUUAUUGCGUGCUGUCGCGACGCACAAUUAGAUCCUCUGCUUUCUACAAUUUUUCUCAAUGAGGCUAAUUUAGCGUUAAAAGGAAACGAAACAAUUACAUCCUACGCAUGCGAUUUGUCGGGCGUGAAGCUUCCCUUGAUGCGGGAUAGCUUUGCCUCAUACUUGCUGCUUCCUCUACUCGGCGUCGGUGAGGAGGUUUCUCUGUCGCCCAGUUCGUAA